UUUCUUGUCCUUCGUUCUUUCUCUUCUUUCCCGUCGCAGCCAUGAAGCGGUCUUCGGAUGUGUCCUCCUCAAGGAGAAAGUGCCGCAAGGCCCAUUUCUCUGCUCCAUCCAGCGUGAGGAGAAAGCUGAUGAGUGCACCUCUGUCCAAGGAGCUUCGUCAAAAAUACAACGUUCGUUCCAUGCCCAUUCGUAAGGAUGAUGAGGUGGUUGUAACCCGUGGCCAUUACAAGGGAACCCAGGUCGGCAAGGUAAUCACAGUUUACCGUAAGCGCUUUGUCGUCCACAUUGAACGGAUUCAGCGCGACAAGGCCACUGGUGCUACCGUAAAUGUUGGAAUUCACCCGUCCAAGGUCGAGAUCGUAAAAUUGAAGUUGGACAGAGAUCGCAAGUCUAUCCUGGACCGUAAGAACCGAAACAAGAUGGACGACAAGAACAAGGGCAAGGUCCAAGAGGAGGAGGUUCAGGCUAUGGAAGUGACUGCAUAAAUUUCUUUGCCACCAACUCUUCAGUCAUAUGUACAGUAACAUCCUUUUGUACGACAA
This is a messenger RNA of Sycon ciliatum, 542 nucleotides long. RefSeq names its product large ribosomal subunit protein uL24-like. The record is from RefSeq and is a predicted model, not a curated record. The coding region runs from base 42 to 485 and encodes 147 amino acids. Gene Ontology annotation, biological process: ribosomal large subunit biogenesis; cytoplasmic translation. The transcript has 2 exons. Gene Ontology annotation, molecular function: RNA binding; structural constituent of ribosome. Lineage: Eukaryota; Metazoa; Porifera; Calcarea; Leucosolenida; Sycettidae. Gene Ontology annotation, cellular component: cytosolic large ribosomal subunit.